GUUGAGCGGCCCAUUGUUCAGUGUGUUCUGUGGUGAGGCCAGAGGAGUGUUUUUCUUGACUGAAGUUCCUGUCGGUAGCUUAAACUCGUCUGAGGACAUUCCGGUCAUGCCUGCGUAGCAGCGUGUCUCUGCAGGUGACUGGGUGAACCGUGACACACAACGAGGAGGAAGAGGAAGCUCUACCACGGGAAGGGAAGUCAACCUCUCAGCUGUGACAUAUGAGCUUAGUGGCCCGUCCUAUAGGUUACCCUCCGACCGGCCCCGGGGUGAGAGGGAAAGCAGCCAUGGCCAAUGGGAAGUUCAUGUUUUCUGGAGUAGGAAAGAGGCCACAGACAGCGGUAAAGGGAGGGGCAGACUGGGAGAUUGUGAAGGUUCUGCCGGUGAAACCGUCCUGUGCAACAAGGGUGCAUAGCCUUCGUGGGAUGGGCUAGACGGGUAGGCUGCUUGGAUAACAUGAGGAUGAGGUAAUCUCCUCCAUACAAGAAAGAUGGAGGAUAACAACAUCUCUCCUGCUGCUAGAGGGAUGUUGACUUGACAAACCUGAUGAUAUUGCAGCGGACCAGAAGUCUGUGGUUGUUUACCACACAAAGGCCCCGCCCCUCGGUCUCCAGGUGUGUUUCUGGGUGUUUCCAUGCGGUCGGGACCCCGCCCAGAUACCUGUUCACCAAGAUAUUCCCUCGUCCAACCAGCUUCUCUCCUGCACCCUGCCUUAUGUUCAGCUAAGCUCAGUUCAUUUCACCGAAGCAGCGGAAGGUAGAGCAGCUAUUGGCGAGCAUUUGCCAUGACCGUGGACCUUUCCUGAGAGCUUCCUGAUUUGCUACAUUUUCUCGUCCAAUCGCAUCCAUGGACCCCCAGGUCUGCCCGCCUCCUCUGAACAGUAGCCAAUCGGUGAUCAGUGGUUUCGAGAAAUCACCAAUCAGCGGGUUCAAACCCAGCCACUCUCGUAACGGCAGCACCGGCUCCUCCAGACACACCAAGCAGACUCGUGACUGGGAGGUGUUGGAUGAUCUUCAGCAGACCACCAUGUCGGUGGCUGCUGGCUCCUCUCUGGACCUCAGCAUCCCUGGGAUCUGUGAGGGAUACCUGAUGAAGGGACGGAAGUACCCUCUGAAGGGCUGGCACAAGAGGUACUUCCUGUUGGAAAAAGGAAUCCUCAAGUAUGCCAAGACUCAUCAGGACAUCCAGAGAGGGAAGCUCCACGGUUCCCUGGACGUCAGCCGCGCCGUCCUGUCCGUCAACAAGAAGUCGAAACGCCUCGACCUGGACGCCGGCGACGACCUUUACCACAUGAAGGCCAAGAGCCACGAGCUCUUCUACAUCUGGCUGACUAAGCUGUGCGCUCACCGCAUCUUCAAGAAGAACGAGGCCAUGAGCGUCCACCGCGGGGUCCUGCACGCCCUCUCCCAAGGCCAGGGGAACCUGCCCUCCAUGGCCAGCCUGGCUCACAGGAACGCGCUGUACCCCAGCUCCGUGUCGGCCUACCAGGCCGCCCCGGGGGAGGACGGGACCCCCGGGGACCGAGGGACCCCUACUGUGCCCUCCCACCGCGGGGUCAACCACAAGGUCUCGGCCUGGCUCCAGCAGACCGACGACACGGACGCCACCUCCCAGGAGCUGGCGCGGUGCCAGCUGGAGCUGGUGGAGAUGGAGGCUUUGGUCCAGCGACUUCAUUGGCUGGAGGGAGGCCCUAACCCUAACCCAAUCACAGACACUGACCUGGAGCAGCGAAUAAGCAUGCAGAACCUAUCCCUGGAGAAACCCAAGAAGAAGACGGGCAAGGUGUUCGGCCACUCCAGGACCCUGUCCCGCGUGGAGGCCAUGGGCGGCAUGUUCACCUCCAGCCACCUGAGCAGCAACAACUCGGUCAGCCAGCGCCACCUUGGGGCGUCACUGCAGUCCAUCCCCGACUACGUGUACACCCAGCUGUCCAACCCCCAGGUCACCUCCCCCGAGGCUAAGAAGAUCCAGCAGGACAUCUGCGUGGCGUCCCAACGAGUGCAUGCGUCUCUGAAGUCGGUCCAUGAGGUGUUGACGUUGGAGAGGGAGAGACUUAGAAAUGCCUGGAACGCCCCCGACCUCAAACAAAACACUAGCCACCAGCUAGCCACCCUUUGUAGCACGCUGUCGGAGCUCGAUGUGCAGUCUCGCUUGACCAAAGUUCACUCGCUCUCGCUCUCGCUCUCCUCCUCCGAUUCCACCGAGGAGUCCUUCUGCACCGUCCGGCCCGACCAGCGGACCCCGUCCCGUCGGCGCCCCCCCUCGGUGGCGGACUCCAUGGCGGAGUACUUCGACGCCAGCGAGGUCAUCCUGUGCGACAGCUCGUCGGAGGCGGAGGCGUCGGACGAGUCGGGGCUGAGCGACAUCACCACCACCAGCACCUCGGAGCCCGACGAGGGCCACGCCUCCGCCACGGUGAAGUACCGCGCCAGCGUCUCCAGCGCGCCGGACAAGCCCCGCCUCCUCACCGACAGCGGACGCCGUAAGAUCCUUCCCGCCUCCUGCACUGACAACGGCCACAUCGGCAUCAUGACCAUCCUAUACAACAACAUCGGGAAGGACCUGUCCCGCGUGUCGAUGCCGGCGGCGCUCAACGAGCCGCUCAGCCUCCUACAGCGGCUCAGCGAGGAGCUGGAGUAUAGCGCGCUGCUGGACACGGCCAACAGCACCGACGACCCCUACCAGCGCAUGGUGUACCUGGCAACGUUCUCCAUCUCCGGCUACGCCUGGGCCUCCUGGAGGAGCCGCUACAAGCCCUUCAACCCUGUCCUGGGGGAGACGUACGAGAACAACCGGCCAGACCGCGGCUUCAGAUAUGUCGGCGAGCAGGUCAGUCAUCACCCUCCAGUCUCCGCCUGCCACGCCGACUCUGAGAACUUCUCCUUCUGGCAAGAUCAGAGAUGGAAGUACAAGUUCUGGGGGAAGUCUGCUGAGAUCAUCUCCUCAGGCCAGGUCAACGUGUCUCUGCCCAGGUACGGGGACCACUAUGAGUGGAACAAGGCAGUGACCUGUAUCCACAACGUGCUGAGCCCCCAGCGCUGGCUGGAGCACUACGGAGACGUGGUGAUCAAGAACACCCAGAGCGACGUCUGCACCUGCAAGAUCACCUUCGUCAAGUCGCGCUACUGGAGCUCCGACAGCAGUAAGAACGAGGUGCAGGGAGUGGUGCUGGACCGCGCCGGGGAGGUGGUGCAUCGCUUCGGGGGUCUCUGGCACGAGGGCAUCUUCUGCGACACCUUCCCCACCCCACAAUGCAUCUGGAAGCCCACCGUGCAGCUAGACGACCACGUCAAGUUUUACGGGUUCUCGCAAUACGCCCGCGAGCUCAACGAGUUGACCCCCGACCUGGAAGGGCUCCUGCCCCCCACGGACUCCCGCUACCGACCCGACCAGCGGCUGCUGGAGGAGGGCGACGUGGCGGCGGUGGACGUGCGUAAGGACGAGGUGGAGGAGAAGCAGCGUGAGCGCAGGAAGGAGCUGGUGAAGCAGGGGGAGGAGCACAUGCCGCGCUUCUUCAGGCGGACGGUAGACGAGGCCGGGCGCGAGGUGUGGAUUCACAACGGAACCUACUGGAACCUCCGCAGCAAGCCGGGCUUCGCCAACACGCCCAACCCGGACCUCUGGUAGAACCCGGAGAACGGUGGCAGGCUUCCCCAGGGCGGUCGCGGGGUCCAUUUUGUAUAAAUGGGGUUUUACUAGAGACUCCCUCAGACCACUGCCAGGGGUCGUAGGUCAGACUCCAGCCCGGAGGUCUGAGCAGAGGUGUGUUCCACACCAUGAACUCUGAGCUCCACCCGAAGGAGUGUGGUGUUCAGGUGUUUCCUCGGCGUGAUAACGUGUAUCUUAUCUUUCGUCUCAAAUGUAUUUCUAGUGUUUCUGGGUAGAGCGGGACGGGGUCUAUCUGAGGGACUGUACAAUAGGGUUUCGUGGGUGCUGUCCUGCAGGGUUUGGUGGGUCUUGCGGUGUGUUUGAGGCCCUAGGGUGAGGGGGGUUCCAGGGGGGAGGAGGUGAUGGGUCCAUGACGACCUCCUGUUGGGGUCCGAGUAGUCUGGAUGCCCCCCUGCUGGGAGCCCGGGGUCUACUCAUGUUUCAUAAUGAAAAGAGACUCUAGGAUGUACUGUAAUGUCGUGUUUUCAAAUAAACUGAGAAAUCUACACUCUGCUUCUUUACCCUGUGUCAGGAUGGACAGUGGUACUACACUUGUGCAGUGAUACUACAGUGAUUGUACACUAGUGCAGUGGAAGAACCUUAUGCCCCUUUUCCACCGGCGGGUACGCUUCGGACCCAGCACGCCUCAGCCCAGUAGUGAGGGCGCGGUAAAGCCCAGCUCAGUUACGGCUCGCAUUUCCACCGCCGACAGUACCCUUAUGGUAGGCGGGGUAUCGGCGAUGACGAUAGCCGCGGCAGUUAUGCAAGCGUCGUGACCUCAUGGCAGCCCGACACAGUGUAGCCUGCUAAUCAAUCCAAGGAAAAAGAAUGUGUCACAAUAAAAGAGCCUCAAUGUAGGACGUCAGACUUUUCUUCAAUAAACGAAGCUUUCGCUCUUGUACAGAAAUACCUCACGGGUACUGCGUUGUUUUUUUCAUUAUACCCCUUUCGCAACUGGAACUGACGAUUCUGUCGACCAGUCAACGGACGGCGUGUGUAGUUCGAACUUGCCGGCACCCUUUCAGACGCCUCAAUACCCCAACUGACGAGUACGGCGAGACGAGUACGGCUCGGUCCGUACUUAUGGCGGUGGAAGAGAGACCCGUGCCUAUUGCAGACUGGUGGAAAUGCGCCAAUAGUGCAGUGGACCACCAGCCACCAGGUCAUGUAUCAUCGUCUACAAACUAACAAUAAUCCCGAUUGAAAGCCACCUUGGUGACCUUAACUGGGCUCCUCCAAACCAGGAGGCGGGCCGUGGGCUCCAAGCUGCCAGGCAGAGUAAGGUCUCGCUGCAGCCUGUAGGACAUGGACAUCCAACGUCCAAGUGCUGUCACGUGACGACAAGAUGGCGGACGCGGUGAGACUCCUUAGCUGUGUCCCUAUUCCUCUACGAAUAGUCAAAUCUCCUAUCCUUUGCUUAGCCUUUGUGGAAAACGUCAUCAGGUCAAGGAGAGAUGAAAAUGUGCUUCCUUUCGAACAUAGGAAAAGACAGCGCUGUUUAAAAUGAAUUAGACUCCACUUUUCCUAACCGAAGUCAUUACGCGACGGGGAGUAUUGCUGACCUCUAGCGUUUCUAUGGUGGAACUACAGUUUUCCGAAGUUGGUCUACAGGGGUUCUCAACGUUUUGACAGCUGAGGGCCAAUUUAGGAACCCAAAAUUUGACUCAGGCCCGCCAUAGGAAAAAAAUGUAGGCUGGUAACGCCGUCAGCAUCCCAGUGGUGAAAAAAAACAUUGCACCGUGGACCUCUGGGAGUGAGGUCAAGUGAGGUCUAAAUCACAAAACUGAGGUUCAUCCUUUCAAAGUAAUGUACAGUCGGAUUAAAACUAACAUAACAGGAUUGAAUUGAAAGCUAGAGAGAGUCGACUUUUCUCUUUCAAUGUAUUUAUUUUUGUUUAAAUUAAUAUUGAUAUAAUAAAAAAAAAACAUACUGGCAGUGGCAAUGAUGGAAAAGUAUAACAAAAUGGGGAACGACUUCACGUGACAAAUGAAGAAA
Gadus macrocephalus (Pacific cod) is the source of this 5640-nucleotide messenger RNA. Its product is annotated as oxysterol-binding protein-related protein 7-like. The coding region runs from base 844 to 3624 and encodes 926 amino acids. The record is from RefSeq and is a predicted model, not a curated record. NCBI's taxonomy places the organism in Eukaryota, Metazoa, Chordata, Actinopteri, Gadiformes, Gadidae. Gene Ontology annotation, molecular function: cholesterol binding. Gene Ontology annotation, cellular component: intracellular membrane-bounded organelle; perinuclear endoplasmic reticulum; cytosol. The transcript has 23 exons.